Messenger RNA from Cheilinus undulatus (humphead wrasse), 1713 nucleotides. RefSeq names its product coiled-coil domain-containing protein 173-like. Bases 1 to 1713 code for a protein of 570 amino acids. NCBI's taxonomy places the organism in Eukaryota, Metazoa, Chordata, Actinopteri, Labriformes, Labridae. The record is from RefSeq and is a predicted model, not a curated record. The transcript has a single exon.
AUGACGACUGAACAGGACGAUCCCAAAAACAAGACCAUGAGGACCUUGCAAGAGCAAAUCAAACAAGAAAGAGAAGACUUCUUUAACAAGGUCGCUCAGGAGGAGAUGGAGCAGAAGAGGUCUGAUUCCAACCGGCUCCUUGACAGAGCCAGGAGUCAGAUUCAUCUGUCCAGGGAUCGUGUCCGAAAGUUCAACUCUCACUUAAUGGCCAGUUAUGUGAAUGAGGAGAACAAGGCACUGAUUAAACUAAGGAGAGAGCAACAGAAGAAUGCACAAGCCAAAGAAAGACAGCUUGGGGAGAAUCUGAGGCUGGAGGCAGAAGAGGCUCUGAGAGAAGAGCAGCAAAAAUCUCACCUUCAGAAACAGCAAAUCCUCAAGCAUGUUGAAGCUAACAAAGAGAGAGUGGAGGAUAAAAAACAGAAGAGCCUGAAAGAGAUGCAGGCUGAAAAAGAGGAGGGAGCAAGACUCAAACGUCUUGAUGAUCUUCAUGCGCAAGCACAAAAACAACAGGCUCUGAAAGCAGCAGAGUUACAGAGCACUAAUCAUAAAGAAAGGCUGCAUGAUAUCACUGAAAAAAACCUGCACAGGGAAAAGGAGGCUGAAAAAUUGAAACUGCAGGAUUUAAAGACCAUGCGUGAUCAGGUCGAAAUUCAGUGGUACCAGCGGCAGAAGAAAAUUGACCAUGAAAAAUUACUUAAACAGAGACAGGAAACAAUAGAUGCUGCUAGAGCAAGUCUGGCAUCCAUCAAAGAGAAGAAGGCCGCCUCUUUGGCCAUGAGAGAGGAGGCCGAUUGGGCUAAGAAACAGGCUGAACUGAGGGCAGUCGAGGCAGAGAAACAAAAAGAAAUGGAGCAGAGGAAGGCUCAACUGAUUAAGUCUUGUUUUGCUGACAGGGAGUCAAAGAUGGCCAGAAAAGAGCAGGAGAAAAAGGCAGAGAAGGAGAGCGAUCUGGCCUGGAUUCAGGCCGAGCAAAGGGCGGAUAAGAAGUUUCAUGAGGAAGAGAAACAAAGGGCUCAGUUAAUUAGGGAAAAGAACAUUAGGUAUAGAGACGAGAAUACUAAAUUAAUAGCUGAGAGACAGGCCCUUCGAGAAAGACAGAGAAAGGAGGAACAGAAAGCUGACUGGAAGAUUGCAAGAAGUUUGGCUGAGCAGGACAGAGAAUAUGAGAAUUAUGUCCAGUCUGAACUUGAUAAAGCUGCAGGCACUCAGAGGUUUGCCCUGCUAAAUGCCAAACAUGCUCAGUCUGACCUGCGCCCAACCUGCCUCCCAUGUAUUUCCACACCACAGCCACCUGUAGAAGAUCCUCGUUCUCCUCCGCGAACAGAGUGUUCCCCAUACUGCUCGGCAGAUGUUAGGAGCCCUCUGCUGAGAUAUUCUACAGAGGAAACCCGUGUCACUAAACUAAAUUUGGAAAGGAACAAGCUGCAAUUAACUUAUAAGGAAUACAAGGACCACCUGCAGCAACCUCUUCCACCCAUUAGUACGAGACAAACACCUGCGGGUGCAGUUUGUCCCCCUUCUGGGAGGGUGGGGUCUUCGUUUUGCAGCAACGACAAAAGGGAGCGUUUGCCUUUGUUACAGAGCAAGCCUGUUCCAGUUGUUGCAAAAAGAAACACACCUGUAAGAGCCUCGGACAAGGAAGGCCAGAAGAAGCCCUGCCCUCCACCCUCAGGCCCUAAGAAAACACCUGCACGUAGACGCUCCUACCUGUAG